Messenger RNA from Drosophila bipectinata, 2929 nucleotides. RefSeq names its product SWI/SNF-related, matrix-associated actin-dependent regulator of chromatin, subfamily a, containing DEAD/H box 1 (gene Etl1). Gene Ontology annotation, cellular component: nucleus. Gene Ontology annotation, molecular function: chromatin binding; ATP-dependent chromatin remodeler activity; DNA binding. The record is from RefSeq and is a predicted model, not a curated record. NCBI's taxonomy places the organism in Eukaryota, Metazoa, Arthropoda, Insecta, Diptera, Drosophilidae.
UGAUUCCAGACAUCUGGCAACAUCGGUUACUGCUCCAGCUCUAUAUCACGGCCCUUAGGAUUCUUGCAAACUAAAUAUUGUGAAUUAAGAUAAACAAAUUGCCAGGAUGUCGGACCGCACAGCAUCCGUCUCCGCGCCCGCGUCAUCGCUUGCCAAGUCAAGCCUCAGUGACCUGCGACAAUUUCGCAUCAACAAGAGCCAAGCCGUCAGUGCUGGCUCUGCGAAAACGGAGCGUGUGCCGGGCAAGAAGCGCAUCCAGGUGAUGGCGGAUAGUGACAGUGACAGUGCCGAUUGUCAGACCCCCAAAAAGACCAAGCUGGAGCUGACGGUAAAGGAGAAGGAGGAACGCUACAUGGCAGCCGCAAAGAUAUCCCCCCAGUACGAUACAAUGGCUAUUCAGGAGUCCCUUUCUCGCACCAACUGGGACGUGGCCGCAUCGGUUCGAUACUUGAGGGAACAUUGCAAGCCCAAGAUUCAUGGACAGAAUGGACCUCUGGUCAAAUCCAAGUUAAAGCACAGUUCCAAUGGCACGAGUGGGACAUCCCACGGUGCCUACUCGGACGGCGACAACUCGGAUGACGACGAUGUCAAGCAGUCCAAGGAUCAGGUGUACGACAGUGACGACAGCGAUACUGAAAUGGCCACAAAGAUGACGGGACAACGGAAAAAGGUGUUCCAGUUUAUGAACGAAGCCACCAUAUUGGAGAUGCAGUCUGUGAAAACGCUCUCGGAGAAGAAGGCUACGGCCAUAGUGGAAUUGCGACCCUUUGCGGACUGGGCUGAGUUGCGACGGAAGUUGGAGAGCAACAAGAUUUCCGCCGAUUUGUUGAACUACGCUCAGGACCUUAUCAACAAGCAAAACACAGUAGCCACCAUUUUAAGCAAAUGCAACAAUAUGGUGACGCGACUGGAGAAGGCAAUUUCCAAUGGUGCCGGUAUUGUGGAGCAACCAAAACUUCUGAGCAGCGGAUUGCAGCUGGCCGAUUAUCAGAUCAUUGGCCUAAACUGGCUCACCGUAAUGCACAAGCAGGAGAUGAACGGCAUUUUGGCGGAUGAAAUGGGUCUGGGAAAAACUAUUCAAGUGAUUGCGUUCCUUGCCUACCUGAAGGAGAACGGUCUUAGUCAGGCGGCGCAUUUAAUUGUGGUACCCUCGUCCACGUUGGACAACUGGGAGGCGGAAAUUACCCGGUGGUGUCCCAAACUGGUGGUGGAGAAAUACCACGGCUCGCAAGAAGAAAGGCGACGAAUGCGAGGACGCUAUGCCAAGGAUGGCUUUACUGGAUUUGACGUCUUGCUUACCACAUAUCAUAUCGUCGGCUCCACACCUGAGGAGCGAAAAAUGUUCCGUGUUUGUAAGCUGGACUACGUCAUAUUCGAUGAGGCUCACAUGUUGAAGAAUAUGACUACCCAGCGAUAUGCAAACCUUAUCACUAUCAAUGCCAGAAUGCGCAUUCUACUCACCGGCACCCCUCUACAAAACAACCUCCUGGAGCUGAUCUCUUUACUGUGCUUUGUGAUGCCUAAAUUUUUUGCCAAAAGCAUUGAAGACAUCAAAACGCUAUUUGCAAAGAAAGGAAAAGCUGAUGGAGAUCAGGAAGAGGUGUCACAAUUCCAGGAAACUCAGAUCCAGCGAGCAAAGCGCAUUAUGAAACCCUUUGUGCUAAGGCGCCUUAAGAAAGAUGUCCUAAACAACCUGCCCAAGAAGCUUAGCCUUGUGGAAAAAGUUCCCAUGAGCACACAACAAAAACAAUACUACCACGAACUGGUCGAUUAUUAUUCAAAUAACAAGGGCGAAGUCUGCAGCAGCGAACGCGCAGGCAUUGCAAUUAUGAUGGAAAUGCGCCGCAUUGCCAAUCACCCGCUACUGAUGCGUCACUAUUUCACCGACGAGAAUUUGCGUGGAUUUGCCAAGCGCCUGGCACGGGCGAGCUCCUACAAAAAGACCAAUGAGCAGUAUAUAUUUGAAGACCUGGCCAUCAUGUCGGACUUCCAGGUUUUCCAGUUGUGUAACAAACAUGAAUUAUAUGAUGUAAAGAUACCCGAUCCGCUAAUUUGCGACUCUGGAAAAUUCAGAUACCUGGACGCGUUGCUCCCCAAGCUGAGAGAGGAGGGCCACCGAGUUUUGCUAUUUAGCCAAUUUACUAUGAUGCUGGACAUCGUAGAGGAGUAUCUGAGAGUUAGGAAACAUGGCUUUUGCCGGUUGGAUGGCUCCACUGCUGUCAAGGAGCGUCAAGACCUGAUCACCGACUUCAAUGUUGACGACAAUAUAUUUGUGUUUCUGCUGUCCACCAAGGCGGGGGGCGUGGGUAUCAAUCUCACGGCCGCCGAUACCUGCAUCAUUCACGACAUCGAUUUCAAUCCGUAUAACGACAAACAGGCCGAAGAUCGGUGUCAUCGCAUGGGACAGCAGCGUCCAGUUACCAUCUAUCGACUCAUAUCCGAAAGUACCAUCGAGGAGGGUAUCCUGAUGGCCGCCGAAGAGAAGCUAAAACUGGAGAAAGAUAUCACGUCCACCGAGAAGGGCGAGGUGCAUGAGCAGCGUUGCGUAGUAAAGUUGCUGACCACAGCCCUGGGUCUGGACAAGGACCAGGAGGAGCAGCUGAAUAACUCGUUGAACAAUUCAAUUGCCUCUCCCGCCAAGUAGGCACUAUCAUCGUUAUAUUCUUAGGUAUUUUUUUAUUCUCCGCCCGCAUCGGAUCUGUCACGUACUUUUUAGCAAUUGAAUUAUUUGGAAACCUUUGUUCCGUAACUUUAGCAUUCAAUUUUGUAUUUAAAUUAUACCUAUUAAUGUAUGCUUGGAUUGUGAGAUUUACCCUGAGGUUGCCCAUGGUGGGUCAUAAAUUGUGUUAAGAAUUUGCCUUCGAUAAGAUCACAGCAUGUUUUUUCAAUAGUAUAACGAACAUUUCCAUGAUAAACUAAGGCACUCAAA